Molecule: messenger RNA, 2331 nt
Organism: Talaromyces stipitatus ATCC 10500
Lineage: Eukaryota; Fungi; Ascomycota; Eurotiomycetes; Eurotiales; Trichocomaceae
Exons: 4
Coding region: 1-2331 (776 amino acids)
Source: RefSeq, a predicted model, not a curated record
AUGUAUACUGAAGAAUAUGAGAUUGCAACCGCUCUCUUGGCGGACUUGUUUUGGGGUCCACGCGAUAAUCGACCGUUAAUUGAAGACAAACUUGAGGAGCUAAAUAUAUCAAUUGGAAGGAGAAAUGAGCGGAAAGGGAUCCCUGAAGAGAAGGGGAAGAUUGAUAUCGAUUACUUCCGCACGGUUGCCACGCAAUUAGAGUUGUGUUGCGCCGUCACAAACAAGUUGAAUGGAAAUACAAUGUUAUUCCGCAGCCGUCAAGAAGCCAUGAAACGAGAGAUUCGCCGCCGUCACUAUCCGGAAGAAUGGAAUCUCCGUGAGGACGAUUUUUUGGAAUUUGCAAGUGCAGUUGCCCGUGGGAAUAUAACUUUGGACACAAAAAAAGAGCCGCACCAUGGCGAUGAAAGUCCUACCCCAGCGGAAGAGACAGGCGAAGAACAAGCUACGCAAGGGCCUAAGGCGUCAAAACACCUUAUUCCUGUGUCGCAAGUUGAAGAAGAGAUUGAAAGGGAAUUCGGCGUACCUAUACAGCAAGGAGUUGUUGAAGCGUGGUGUUAUGACGCUGACGAUGCGUGUUCCGUCGUCGUCGUGUACGAACAUGCUGGUAGUUGUAUUGCCCGGUUUGAAAACCUACAAGAAACUGAAUUUAAUGAGGACGUGCCAUGCAUCCAGGAUCUCUCAAGGGCUCAUGGCGAGAGUAGAUGGACUAGGACACAGAUUCAGGGUUACGGCUUGGUUGCCUGGAGAGUGGAGGACCAAUAUCAGAACGAUCCGACUGCAAUCAUUCGGCCUGUUGACGGUGCGUAUUACCCGGAGACGUAUAUUGCAGUCCUUUGGGAUGAUGACCAUUGGACAUGGGAAAGUCGGGACGGAUUGAGAUUACUUAUGGAGGGAAGCAUGAAAGCCGACAUUAUUCUCUAUAAGAUGGCUACAACUUUUGAAUCACGUUACCAGCAGAAAAUGACAGGCAAUCUUCCGGAGUAUCCGAUGAAGUUACCCAUGGUUAAUACAUACUGGAGGAAUAUCGCAACUUCGCCGGCCCAGAAUGAUGGAGAAAAUGCGAUAAAGGAAGGAGCCGACGUAGAAUACGGGAUGGAAGGCGAAUUCCAGAAGUCGGAAAUGGAGGGUGGCUCUUGUUCUUUGCUUCGUGGCCUGGAAGUGGGCACGGAUGGAUUGAUAUUUGAUGAGUUCAAUGAAUUAGCUGGCGAGGUUGUUGAAGGGGAUCUCGAAUAUGUAGUUGGCUGUGUUGUCAACGAGUACAACGAGAUACUGGACAUAGACGGAGCUGUAGUGGGACAUGCUGAAGUCAUUUCGCCAACCCCAGCGCAGAAGGCUCGACAUCCCGCUCCAAAAAAGGUACAUUUUCUCAAAGAUGAGAAGUCUUCACUGUCACUAAAGUCCAGAUCUUCGAUUCCCUUGAAGAAGAAAUCUCAAGCCAAAGCUUUAGCGCCGGGGAACCCGGGCCGGUUGACAGUACAAACUUACCCAGUACACAAUGUAAUAUUUCAAGUCCAUACCGCUGAGCCUGUAUUCAAAGCACGUGACUUCAGCUCAUCGUUGAUCUCUACCAGUGAACAUGUGAUUCUCCAUAGGUCGGCUGAUUCAAUUUUCAAAUCCGACUGGAGUCAUGUGACUGCUUAUCCUAUGACGGCGUGCUUCACCCCUGCAUUUAUGCACAGGGCCGCCGAAAACGUCAGCAUGGCUGGCAAAGGGUACAUGAUCUGGAAUUGUAAUCGACCUCUCCCAGGAGAGACUAUUAAAAGCAUUCAAGACGCAGUUGAACGGGAUAAACUAUACGGGCCACUUCUUGAUGAGACAAAAGCGACAUAUAACUGCGCAGAUGACUGGAAAAAACAUCGGGAAGAAUGGAAAAAGAUCAUUAUGGAUGGUAGUCGGUUUGAGAUCAUCAUUACCGCGAGCCUUCCCAGCGAUCGCGCUGAGCCUUACUUUUGGCAGGGGCCCCUAGUCGGAAGAUUCGUGAAAAAUAGAUCCUUGUCUCGAUUUAGGAAAGCGCAGCCAUGCCCGGAAUCUAUUGCAUUCCUCAAGCCAUUGGACGAAGCGCUAACACCCGCCAAUGGCAUGUUUAAGAUCUACCCAGGAUCGGAGAAUCUACAAACGGAAGAAGAACUUAGGGCCAGUGGAAUUUCUGCGGAGACAGUAUCCAUAGGAAGAAACCAAUUAUUGGUAAUUGGUCCAGUAUGGGUGGAAACAAGAGAUGAAGGGCGCGCCGUAUUCUUAUGGGCAGGUUACUCGACCAACUUGAUUGGGAUUGAUGACAACAAAGCACUAGAUUUUAUUCAGGCUGCAUACAAAGGCAAUGCGGUGGACUAA